Exaiptasia diaphana is the source of this 1179-nucleotide messenger RNA. RefSeq names its product DBH-like monooxygenase protein 1. Gene Ontology annotation, cellular component: secretory granule membrane. The transcript is spliced from 6 exons. The coding region runs from base 155 to 649 and encodes 164 amino acids. Gene Ontology annotation, biological process: octopamine biosynthetic process; dopamine catabolic process; norepinephrine biosynthetic process. Lineage: Eukaryota; Metazoa; Cnidaria; Anthozoa; Actiniaria; Aiptasiidae. The record is from RefSeq and is a predicted model, not a curated record. Gene Ontology annotation, molecular function: dopamine beta-monooxygenase activity.
ACCAUUGUUUCUUCAUGAAGGGCGCGGUCUACGGACAAAACACAUCCGGGACGGUGUUCAGCUACCAGAUAUUGCCAAGGACAAUUAUUAUGACUUUAACUUCCAGGAGGUACAACGUGUGAAAAACGAGGUCCAUUUCCGACCGGGAGAUGAAAUGAUCCAUCAAUGCAAUUACAAUACUAUGAAUCGCGACAAACCCACAUAUGGAGGAUUGGCAACAGCAGAAGAAAUGUGCUUAAAUAUCAUGUGGUAUUAUCCUCGUUUGCCAAACUUCAAGUAUUGCACAAGCACAUCGCUAAUAGGACCUUACAAGUUCGUCGAAAAGCACUUUCCGAAAUUGAAGCCCUAUGCACACCGAUGGUACAACCCAAUGACCGCUAUUAAACCAAACUGGACUGACGAAAUGACUUCGGAUUUGAAAAGAUUUUAUGAUGAAAACAAAGUCAUCACAGACUGCACAAAAGGGAAUAUCAGUAAUAUCAAUGACUGGUUAAACCCCGAUAAUCUUGCUAACAAAGUUACCAUAAAGAAGCCUUACGUACCCCCGAUAUCGCGAUGUGACGUAAUGAGCUCGUCCCAAGCUCUUCAUGGUGGAGUGUUAUACAUCUUGGGUACGGUGGCCUGGGCGUUAUCAUCAAUACCUCAGUAAAAUAUUUUACGGAGAUUGGAUGUAUAACACGUUGUUUAUAACACGUUGUUUUUUAAUUGCUUCAAUCUUCAAUCGCCUGCUUGUAAAAAGACAUUUCCUUAUAACACACGUAUUUUUAUAACAUUAUAAAUGGAUUUAAAAAUUCCAUUUCUUUUAUUGCAAUAUAAUCAUAUUUCAAACAUGGCCGACAUCUUCCAUUCAAUAGUUUUCCGACGGGCAUCCCAUAGUAUCUCACUGAAUGGAUACCAUGAAAGUUGUAUGGCUUUGUCAGAAACUAUAACACAUUUGGAUGUUAAGCUAUCUUUAAUGCAUUGGUAAGCCUGUACAGAAUAAUGCUCGUAUCGUAAGCACUCUUUCAAGAUGUAAUUAUUAUAUAUUUCGUAGCAAUAAAUGUAUAAAUAUUUUUAAAAAACCUAUUAUUGAUAUCUUAUAAAAGGAUCGCUACUGCUUAUUGGUCUGUCAGACAGUAUAAAUCAAACACAUGUCAUUGAAUUAAAGAAGGCUGGCGGCUAGAAAAAGAAAAACAGAAA